Molecule: messenger RNA, 354 nt
Organism: Strongylus vulgaris
Lineage: Eukaryota; Metazoa; Nematoda; Chromadorea; Rhabditida; Strongylidae
Source: the annotation of a GenBank genome assembly
AAAAAAUUGGCGAAGAGUUACGACGCCUUUCUCGCUUCCGAAUCAUUGAUAAAGCAGAUUCCUCGUAUCAUCGGUCCUGGUCUCAACAAGGCCGGAAAGUUCCCUUCUGUUGUAACCCAUGCUGAACCAUUAGCGUCUAAGGUAGAAGAAACAAAGGCGACUAUCAAGUUCCAGAUGAAGAAGGUCUUGUGCCUUUCCGUCGCCGUCGGUCACGUUGAAAUGUCCCAGGAGGAACUUGUUUCUAACAUUUCGCUCUCGAUCAAUUUCCUUGUCUCUCUUCUCAAGAAGAACUGGCAGAACGUCCGUUCGCUCAACAUCAAAUCCACAAUGGGCAAAGCUCAGCGUUUGUAUUAA